Messenger RNA from Dipodomys ordii (Ord's kangaroo rat), 1187 nucleotides. RefSeq names its product ring finger protein 186 (gene Rnf186). Gene Ontology annotation, biological process: protein localization to mitochondrion; intrinsic apoptotic signaling pathway in response to endoplasmic reticulum stress; proteasome-mediated ubiquitin-dependent protein catabolic process. The transcript has a single exon. The coding region runs from base 35 to 844 and encodes 269 amino acids. The record is from RefSeq and is a predicted model, not a curated record. Lineage: Eukaryota; Metazoa; Chordata; Mammalia; Rodentia; Heteromyidae. Gene Ontology annotation, cellular component: endoplasmic reticulum membrane. Gene Ontology annotation, molecular function: ubiquitin protein ligase activity.
UCAGAUGGCACCUAGCAAAUAAGAAGGCGGCUGGAUGGACGUGCCCUGUCCUGGGUGGAAAGCCAUCCAAGUAUCGGCCACAUCAGCUGACAUUCCCUGUGGAUGUCCAGGCUCUGAGCUCUGGUGUCCUGCCGACUCUGAGCCCAGAAUGUCCUGCACGGAAGCCCUGAAGCCGCCCCAGCCCAGCUCAUCAGGAGGUAUCACCACACCUGCCAUCGCCGCCACUAUGCCGGGGCCCGCUGGGCAUCAUCGGUGCUCCAUGGAAAGUGACCUGGAGUGCCUGGUAUGCCGAGAACCCUACAACUGUGCCCGGUCACCCAAGCUGCUCAGUUGCCAGCACACCUUCUGUGCCGUGUGCCUGAAGCUCCUGCUGUGUGUGCAAGAAGACACCUGGUCCAUUACCUGCCCGCUCUGUCGAAAGGUCACCGCCGUCCCGGGAGGUCUCAUCUGUAGCCUACGUGAUGAGGAGGCUGUGGUAGGGAGGCUGGUCCGGCCAGGGGCAGAGGUGCGGCUGUGUCCCCAGGGACUAACAGGUUCUACCGCCUUUGCACCAAGACACUCUAGCCUGGUAGGAGAGGAUGAGCAAGACGCCCUGAGUGCCAACCGUGUGGCAGCCCGGCGCCUGGCCGUCCACCUGCUCCUGCUGGUCCUGCUCAUUAUCCUCAUCCUACCCUUCAUCUACCCAGGCAUCAUCCGGUGGGUGCUGGCUUGCAUCAUCGCCCUGGCCCUGUUGAUGUCCACACUCUUCUGCUGUUAUCCCCAGAGCCAGGCCAGCUGCUGGCCCUGCUCUAAGACUUCCUUCUGCGGACAGCAGAAACAUAGCCAGAUCGCUUCCAUUGCUUGAUGGGACCCUGGGUCCCAGCAGCCCUGGCAAGUCUUUGGAUUUUACAAACAGGGUAAGGAACUAGGAACUGAAGCUGAGAUUACAUGCCAGCUGGACUUGCAAGGCCAAAAGUCAGAAUGGCCAUGUUGGGUCAAGAACCCCAUGUUUUGACACUGGACUCACCCUCCUACGGCACAGUUACACUGUAAGGGGUGGGAAGGAAGGAGGUAUAAACAGCCUGGGUGUCACAAGGAGGGUUUUUCUGUUCCUCUUUUCCAAUGUUCUUGGCUUUUCUGUGUAUAACUCAAUGAAAGUAUUGCCAUAUUGACCUUAUUGCAGAGCAAAUAGAACUGGGACCGUUCUU